UUUCCAGACUCUAUUCUUGCAAAUUCGUUUGUCACACUUGUGGAUGUAGAGUACUCCGAGUGUGCCAGCAACAGCUGAGCUGAUGGCGGGUUCAACAUCCCCCCUUGCUGACCUUGGCGACAUCUACAACUCCCUUCCAUUUGAGUACCUUCUAAUUGGACACUGUCUCAUCGUCGCAUCAUGGUUUCCCAAGCUCAAGGACAGAUACCUGCUCAGCUACUGGAUUGGGGCGCUGGCGGCAUUUGGUGGUGGAAUCCUGACUGCCCUGCUGAUCCAGGACCCGAAGAGGGCCCCCAUCCCUCUUCUGAGCUCCAACACAGUGGGCGUCAUUUGGACCGUCUGCUGGUGGCUCGUCAAUUACUUCCCAGGAAAUUAUGUAGCCAAAAUUCUUUCCCUGGCACCCUUCAGGACCAGCGCCAAGGUGUGCCUGAACAUGCUCCGGGCAGGGCUGAUCGCUUCGCGCAUUGACCUGACUACACAGCUGUAUCCGGGAGUGCUGGCAGCACCGCUCAUCAUCGGCAGCAUUGCCGGCAGCGGCGGCCGCUUCUCCAUUGACCCCAUCCUAAGUGGCUUUGGCGCCCUUGAAGGGCCGGCCGAGAUUGCAGAGCCGGCAUUCGCGGCGAGGUCGGGUUUUGUGGGGAGUCUAUUGUACUGGGUGAUCGUGCAUGUGUAUGGCACGCUCAACCCGCUGGAGGGCAAAGCCCUAAUAACCACCCUUUUCAUCGCCCACGGGGUCCUCGUGGACCUCUUUGGCUGGCACUUCGAUUUCACAUUCCCCCCGGCCUACCUGGCGCAUGCGGUUACUAAUGUGCCCAUGCCUGGCCGGCCUAAGAAGGCGCCUGAGCUUAAACCGGCUCCGAGCACCGCUGCAUCCUCAAAGCACAAUGGAGACUCCAGGAAACCGGAGUCCAAGAAAGGGAAGUAGCCUGGAGCAUGUGGAGAAUGUGCAGCUGUGAUUUGAAAGCCAAUAAAACAAAAAUCAUCUGAGUAUUUGCAUCUGGCACAGCGUGCAAUCUUCUGUAUAACAGGAUGUUCUCUGGCCGUGUAGCUGUCACUGGAAGCUGCUUGCCAGCAUUGCAGACUCAUGUCUGCUGCCACUAUAUGCUUGGUAUGGAGAAGAGCUGGCGGCUAAGUGAGGGCCGUCCAUAAUGCUUUCUGCUGUCCAAUUGUGACCCAUUCGCAAACUGACUCAGUUCGACUCAAUUGACUAGUGCAUUG
Molecule: messenger RNA, 1218 nt
Organism: Coccomyxa subellipsoidea C-169
Lineage: Eukaryota; Viridiplantae; Chlorophyta; Trebouxiophyceae; Coccomyxaceae
Exons: 4
Coding region: 83-925 (280 amino acids)
Biological process (GO): potassium ion transmembrane transport
Cellular component (GO): membrane
Molecular function (GO): potassium channel activity; identical protein binding
Source: RefSeq, a predicted model, not a curated record